UGACGCGGAAGUCGUUCCGAACCAGCGAGGAAUAUUUUCCGAGUAUACUGCCAGUUCCAUUUUUAUAAACGGUUUAGAAACCGGGAAUUUGUUACUCGUACAACAGCAUGCCUGGAAAAUGUGCAAGAAGCACCCUUUCAAAGUACCUGGAUGGAGAAUUUUAUGAUUUGAAGGACCGUCUCCGUCAAGAAAUAAGCCAAUGCGAGCUAUUCCAUUUGACCAGUUACGAUCUCACACUGGACGAAACGAGAGACCUCACUGCUGAGCGACUGCACUUUGUCCUACAGCUUCCCGAAAUGCGCCGUCACCUUAAAGAACAGGUGAAGGAGAGGCAGAGCCGUUUUAUAUGUAAAAGCCUGGGGAUCGCAGAAGUGAUUUGCACAGCAGACUUGGCCACAGGAGUAAAGAUGGGGGUGGUGUGUGGGCUGUUUGGAGGUGCAGUCACUAACCUAGGCAGCCCAGAGCAGAAGGAGAAAUGGUACCUGCCAGUUACAGAGCUGCAGUUCACUGGGAUGUUUGCCAUGACAGAGAGGGGUCACGGGAGCAAUGUGCGAGGAAUCCUCACAGAAGCUCAUUACGAGCCCUCGUCCCAGGAAUUCAUUAUCAACACACCUUGUGAGGAUGCCAAGAAAAUGUACAUUGGGAAUGCCAUGAAGGGCAACUGUGCUGCCGUCUUUGCCCAGCUCAUAAUGAAUGGGGAAUCCCAAGGCCCUCAUUGCUUCAUUGUUCCUAUCAGAGAUCACCAAGGUGUCAUGUACCCAGGAGUGACUGCCAUUGACAUGAAACACAAAGAAGGUCUCCAUGGAGUUGAUAAUGGUAUCUUGGUUUUUAACAAUGUUCAUAUUCCAAGGGAGAACCUGCUGAAUAAGUUUGGCUCUGUGUCCCCUGAUGGGGUGUACCACUCUCCUGUACAAAACAAGAGCAAACGCUUCAAUGCAAUGUUGGCCGCUCUUACCCCUACUCGCUUGGCCUUGACCGUCCAGGCACUGGCUGCCAUGAAGUUAGGCCUCAUCAUUGCAGUCCGCUACAGCCACAGCCGCAGGCAGUUUGGUCCAAGAGACCAGGAAGAAGUGAAGAUCAUUGAGCACCAGACCCAGUACCUGCGUUUAAUGCCCCACCUGGCAGCUGCCCUGGCUCUCACCUUCACCACCAGGUUCGCAGCAGAGAUGAUGGACGAGGCGCUGCACCACGGGAGGGACCUGAUGAACAGCCGCUCCCUGCAGGCGCUUGUGGCCGGCCUGAAAGCCUACAGCACGUGGGAGAACCUGGCCUGUCUGCAGGACUGCCGGGAGUGCACGGGGGGCAUGGGUUUCAUGAUGGAAAACCGCAUACCAGCCCUGAAGUGUGACUCUGAUGUCUUUGUUACAUUCGAGGGUGACAAUGUCGUCAUGUUACAGGUGGUGGUGCGGGAGCUGAUGACUCAAUACACCAAACAGUUAGAGAGUAGUGCCAUGUUUGGACUCCUCAGGAACUGGACAAGCACAGCCUCUGACAGCCUCAGAACCAGUGUCCUGGGAUUCAGCAUGGACAAAGUUGGUGACCUAGCCUUUCUACUGAAAGCGGUGAGCUACAGGGAGAGAGUUCUUCAACGCAGCCUCGCGGCCAGGCUUUACACAAAGGUGGAGAAGAACAAGGACGAAUUUUUCAGAGCCUGGAACUCCUGUCUCCAUCAUGUGACUAGCCUGGCCCUGGCUCACAUACACAGAGUUACUCUGGAACAAUUUGCGAUGGCAGUACAAGCUUGUCGGGUCAAAGAAGACCAGACCCUAUUGACAAAGUUCUGUCUCCUACAUGGCACCAGCCUGGUGUACCAGGAGAGAGCCUGGUAUCUGGAGCACAGCUACCUCACACCAACCACCAGCAGACUGAUCCGCAGUCAGUUGCUGGAGCUGUGUAAAUCUGUUAAGGAUGAUGCUCUGAAAGUUGUCGCUGACUUCAACAUUCCGUCAUGUUGCGUUCAAGCCCCUAUUGCAGGGGUGGUAAACCCCAGAGCAGAAUGGGCUUUCUACUCCUCACCUCGGCAUCCUGACGAACCUCAAGUGGAGGUGAAGACCAUGUCUAAACUGUGAGAUUCUCUGACUUCCUCUUCACCUCACCCACGUUUGGACACCAUCACUGUGAUUGAUGUUAGAGUGAAAAGAAGGAUUUUUUCACUGGAUCUCAUUUCUCAGAUUUAAAUGACGACUAAGACUUCUGUCUUAAAUUGGUCUGCAAUGUGUUGACUUGUGAAACUUGUAUUCGUAGCCUAUGAAUAUGGGGGCCUUCACCUUCUGCUGUAAAGGGAAUUUGAACACUACCUUCUAAUGUUGGGUUUCUAGUCCUAAUUAGAUGGUACCACAUACAAUGACUUUCGUACAUUGGAUAUUUGCAUCUAUAUGAAUAUGCAUUAUAUAUGUUAAUUGGUUGUUUUGAACACUGAACUGCUGUAAACUCAUGUACUUUUUGCAACAAGGUGAGAUACUGAUGGAAAGAGAAUUUGUUUUUCUGUUAUGAUAUUGUGACAUAUGAAA
Messenger RNA from Megalops cyprinoides (Indo-Pacific tarpon), 2510 nucleotides. It is a transcript of the gene acoxl, whose product is annotated as acyl-CoA oxidase-like. Gene Ontology annotation, molecular function: acyl-CoA oxidase activity; FAD binding; fatty acid binding. The coding region runs from base 108 to 2069 and encodes 653 amino acids. The record is from RefSeq and is a predicted model, not a curated record. Gene Ontology annotation, cellular component: peroxisome. The transcript has 19 exons. Gene Ontology annotation, biological process: fatty acid beta-oxidation using acyl-CoA oxidase; lipid homeostasis. Lineage: Eukaryota; Metazoa; Chordata; Actinopteri; Elopiformes; Megalopidae.